AUGCUCGUCGAGUUCUUUGCGCCUUGGUGCGGACACUGCAAGGCGCUCGCACCUCACUACGAGGAGGCGGCGACGGAGCUCAAGAAGAAGAACAUCAAGCUCGCCAAGGUCGACUGCGUUGACCAGGCCGAGCUCUGCCAGGCGCACGGCGUCCAGGGCUACCCCACCCUCAAGGUCUUCCGCAACGGGACGCCGACCGACUACUCGGGCCCGCGCAAGGCCGACGGCAUCAUCAGCUACAUGGUCAAGCAGUCCCUCCCGGCCGUCACGCAGGUGAACGCGGACAGCCUGGACGAGUUCAAGUCGGCCGACAAGAUCGUCGCAGUCGCCUUCCUCCCCACCGCAACCGACGCCCCCGCCCCAGAGUUCAGCCGCGCAGCCGAGAAGCACCGCGAGGACUACCUCUUUGGUCUCUCGGUCGACCCAGAGGCCGCAGAGGCCGCCGGGGUCACGCCCCCCGCUAUCGUCCUCUACCGUGCAUUUGACGACGCCGAGACGACGUACCCGUACCCGGCCGCCAGCGCUUCGAGCGAGGACCUCUCCGAGUGGAUCGCAGGCCUCAGCAUCCCCCUCAUGGACGAGGUGAACGCCGACAACUACAUGGUCUACGCCCAGUCCGGCAAGCCCCUCGCCUACCUCUUUAUCGAUCCCACCGCCGAGGGCAAGGAUGAGCUCGUUUCCUCCAUUCGCGAAAUCGCCGGCGAACACCGUGGCGCUGUCAACUUCGUCUACAUCGAUGCCGUCAAGUUCGGCGACCACGCCAAGGCGCUCAACCUCGCUGAGCCCAAGUGGCCCGCGUUUGUCAUUCAAGACAUCGAGAAGCAGCUCAAAUACCCGCUCUCGCAAGCCGACGACUUCUCUGCCGACUCCGUCAAGGCGCACGCUCAGAAGUUCGCCAAGGGCGAGCUCUCGCCCGAGCUCAAGAGCCAGCCCGUUCCUACCGAACAAGACGAGCCGGUGUACACCGUCGUCAGCAAGAGCUUCGAGGAUGUCGUUUACGACGACGAGAAGGAUGUCUUCAUGGAGUUCUACGCCGCUUGGUGCGGUCACUGCAAGCGUCUUGCGCCCAUCUGGCAGCAACUCGCGGAGAAGUUUGAGGACGCGCCGAGCCUGAUUGUCGGCAAGAUGGACGCGCCCGAGAACGACCUUCCUCCAAGCGUACCCUUCCGUGUCUCUGGCUUCCCUACGCUCAAGUUCAAGCCCGCCGGCGGCCGCGCUUGGGUCGACUACGAGGGCGACCGCAGCCUCGAGAGCUUGAUUGCGUUCGUUGAGGAACACGCCGUGAAGCCGCUCAAGGGCAGCAAACAAAACACCUCGACCGAGGAAACUCAUAUCCACGAGGAGCUGUAG
Peniophora sp. CBMAI 1063 is the source of this 1350-nucleotide messenger RNA. NCBI's taxonomy places the organism in Eukaryota, Fungi, Basidiomycota, Agaricomycetes, Russulales, Peniophoraceae. The record is from the annotation of a GenBank genome assembly.